Molecule: messenger RNA, 1347 nt
Organism: Cotesia congregata
Lineage: Eukaryota; Metazoa; Arthropoda; Insecta; Hymenoptera; Braconidae
Source: the annotation of a GenBank genome assembly
UUAAUAUUCUUUUCAUCUUUUUCAGUUUCUUCAACAUACAAAAGAACAACGUACAACAAUUAUCCGACAGAAACACCGGCGACACGAUUGUCCAAAGACCAGCAGGAAUUCGAUGAAGCACUUGGCACACUAACGAGACGACGUAAAAACACUUUGGACUACCCGUCGACGACUUCUUCCCGAUACGGGUCUAGUUUGACAGUUAAUGGGGAUCCUGGAAGAAUUUACGACGGAUGUCCGCCUCAGGAGACCACGACCUCCAUUAUGGGAGAACUUACGCCCAAACCUCCAGCUAGAAGAUUUGGUCAAGUUACCGCUAAACGUGAUAUUCCUCCGCUGCAAUACAGUCAGGAAAAUAAAACGCCUAUACCUCCAAGGCGAGGUGGAGUAAGAUCAUCCCAGAGAUUAAAUGUACCAAAUGACCAUCACAUUAACAGCAGUAAUAAUAGCAUAAAGUCAACAGUAGCAGAUGAGAACGAAAACAUGCCGGAGGAUUACGUGUUCAAAAGGGUUAAUCAUGACUCUAUGGCUGGUGUACGAAAGUCUAAUUUAUCAAUUAACAGCUGCGUGUCUAUGACAAGUGUUUACGCUUCUGGGAGAAAGAAAAGACGAGCACCCCCACCGCCAAGUCCACGUGACGUUAAACCUCAACUAAAAGUCAAGUCGACGGAAAAAUUAACCGAGUCGAAUACUAAUGAUUCUGAUGGUAAUUAUUCAGAGGGUCAAGAGGUCAAAGUCGAAAUAAAAAAACAAGAAGAAACUCGCUGUGAAAUAAUAAAAGAUGUUGAAAUCGUGGAAGACAAAACGCUGCUUAGGAAGAAAUCAAAGGAAAGUAUUGGAAGCGACAGCAGUUUUUCAGUGAAAGACGAAAUCGAAAAAAUAGAACGUCAGAUUAAAUUAUUGGAGGCUACCAAAGCUAUUAAUAACGAUGAGAAAGCGGCCUUGAGGACUCGGACGUACUCGCUGACCGACGAAGACAAUUAUGAUACACCAGGCAGGCGGCUGAUACGCGGCAGCAGUUCUCGAAGAAGUUUGCAAGAAAAUCGCAGAAAUUUCUUCAAAGAGUUGACUUCACGCUCAAGUAAUAAUGUCAAUAUUAAUAAUAAUAUUAAUCAUAAUAAUGAUAGGGUCAAAGUUGAGAUUAAAGAGCUACCGCGUCAGCAGAAUGACAUUAAGAUCGUCCAUCUUACGGACGAAGUAGAGCAUCAUGAUAAUGGAGAAGAAACUGCCGAUAAUUCAGCGGUCAAAGUUAUCGAGCUUAGAAUUUCCGAACCUUUAAAAGUUAAAUCUGACUUUAAUUUUGAGGUAGUACUACAGUUACCACAAGAGUCAAAUUCCAAAACCUAA